AUGGAGGCGCAGCGACUGCCAUUGCGAGUGGCCGUGGUUCAGUUCUGGCCCAAGUUGGCAGAAGUCGAGCACAAUAUUGAGCGGGCACGACAACUCUGUGCGCAACUGGAACCGCGCUCGGUAGACCUUGUCUGUCUGCCUGAGAUGAUUUUCACCGGAUACGUCUUCCCCGACGCCUCUUCCAUUGAACCCUACCUCGAACACCCCAAAUCCGGCCCGACAUCGCAAUUCUGCGCGUACCUCUCCUCCCGGCUCGAAUGCUACGUGCUAGCCGGGUAUCCCGAACGACUCGCCCUGCACGAAGUCGAGCGGCGCGUCACACUCCCGCGCGAAUGGGCCGACGCGGACUCUGACUGGAAUAGUGACUCAGAGGAGGAGAGAGAGAGGGAAAGAGACAGGCAGCUUGUUGAUCGGGUGGGCGCGAACAGCGCGGUGCUGUACGGCCCCGGCGGGGAGUGGGUGGGCGGGUACCGCAAGACGAACCUCUACAAGACAGACAUGACAUGGGCCAAGCCAGGCCCGGGCUUCGCCACGUUCGACCUCCCACCACCGCUCGGCACCCUCACCCUUGGGAUCUGCAUGGACCUCAACCCUGUCCCAGGCGCGACCUGGUCCCUCGAAGGCGGGCCGUAUGAGCUCGCGGACCACACGCUGCAGACGGGCUCGCGGACGCUGGUGCUGCUGAAUGCGUGGUUAGCUUCAGGUUCUGUCGACGGGGAAGAGGAGGAAGAGGAGGAGGAUUGGCAAGUGGUGAGAUAUUGGGCGGCGCGGCUCCGGCCGUUGUGGGCGAGGAAGGACGGAGACAGAGAGGCGGAACGGAAUGAUGGGGUGAAGGUGAUAGUAUGUAAUCGUUGUGGAGAAGAGAACGGGGUCACCUUUGCUGGGUCGUCAGCGGCGUACCUUAUGAGCAGAACGCUGGGCAAGCCGCAAUUGCUUGAUGUCAUGGGACGGAGGGAGGAGGGGUUACGAGUCUGGACCAUCUAG
Messenger RNA from Gloeophyllum trabeum ATCC 11539, 984 nucleotides. RefSeq names its product carbon-nitrogen hydrolase. The transcript is spliced from 6 exons. Lineage: Eukaryota; Fungi; Basidiomycota; Agaricomycetes; Gloeophyllales; Gloeophyllaceae. Gene Ontology annotation, molecular function: protein-N-terminal glutamine amidohydrolase activity; protein-N-terminal asparagine amidohydrolase activity. Gene Ontology annotation, biological process: protein catabolic process. The record is from RefSeq and is a predicted model, not a curated record. The coding region runs from base 1 to 984 and encodes 327 amino acids.